AUGACUACUAAACGUAGCAGAGAAUCUGCUGCUGAAGAAAACCAGAGAAAGCAGUUGGAUACAAAUUUCAAUAAGCUGGAGAUUUUGUCUUUCUUCAACAAUGAAAUCUUCAAUGAUGAAUACAAAAAUAAGCUAAAGGAAUCAAUUGCAACAAGUCAACCAUAUCACUGGGGUCAUUUUACGAACUUGAUGGAUGAUACUCUUCUCAGAAAUGUACGCAAGGAAGUGCUCUCAGAAAUCGCUUUCACAAAGAAGGAAACUGAUAUUUAUAAGGUUUAUCAAUCAGGAGAUCUUGCCAACUUAAGUGGGUUGGAUUGGGACGAUUUAAGUAGAUUGCCCAGCGUAUAUAAGUUGAGAGCGGCCAUAUAUUCUCAACAGUUCAGAGAUCUUGUUUCUUACGUGACUGGAUGUGGAAAGCUUCUGGGAGUCAAGACAGAUAUGUCUAUCAAUACUUACACCAAUGGUUGCCACUUACUCACUCAUGAUGAUGUUAUAGGUUCACGUAGGGUUAGUUUCAUUCUUUACAUGCCAGACCCUAAUCGUCAAUGGAAACCAUCCUAUGGUGGAGGCUUAAGACUUUACCCCUCUAUUGUCCCUAAUGUUCCUCAAGCAGACCACAGUGCUAAAUUCGUUCCACAGUUUAACGAAAUGGCAUUUUUCACCGUUCAACCUGGUCACUCAUUCCAUGAUGUUGAAGAAGUCAGAGAAGAUAGGCAACGUUUAUCUAUCCAAGGAUGGUUUCACAUUCCUCAGCCUGGCGAAGAUGGGUUUAUUGAAGGUGAACAAGAGGAGACAGAGGCAAGAUCAACGCUACAACUGUUACAAUCUAAAGAAUUACAGGAGUAUGAUUUCCCCAAACCAGAAAGAAUUGAUACCAAACCAGAAGAAUUAGAAUUGUAUCACCAAUACGCUGAAUCGUCAGAUACGUUUUUAACAACAACGGAACAAUCCUAUUUAUUGAAGUAUUUGAAUCCAAUUUACUUAAUUCCAGCCAACAUACGAGCCUUAAGAAAAGAGUUUGAAGAGGAACAAGUUGUUGAAAUUAAGAACCUUUUGCGGCCAGAAUAUGCUAAUCUUCUUCAACAGGCUUUGCGCCAUUCUGAAUUAGAACAACAUACACCCACAAACUCUACUGAAGUUAAAGCACCUUGGAAAUGUGCUAUCCCACCACAUAAACAAAGAUACAUGUAUAUUGAUGGUAAAUCACAAUUUGAAUUGAAUGAGGAAAGCAUUGCCUUUAUUAACCAUAUUGGACCACAAGAAUAUCCCAACUUCGAUCUUGUACCUCAACCACAAGACACAGAGAAAAUGCUUUGUGAAGUGGUAAAAGUCAUCAAAUCUGUUCUGUUUAAAAAAUGGCUCAUAAGUAUAACAAGUUUAAUACCCACUAGUGAGCAAGCUUUGGUAAGAAGAUUUAGACCCGGCCACGAUUUCAUUCUUGCAACUCCAACAGAUAAGAAUUUAGCUAGGUCGGAGAUGGAAGAGAAUGUUCUUCUUGAGGCAACAUUCAAUUUAACGCCUACUGCAGUGAAUCAUAAAAAUUGGGAGCAUGGCGAAUAUGGUGGUUACGAAUUGUGUCUUGCUCUUACAGGAGCAGACGGUGGUGAAUUUGAUCAAGACGAUGAUCCUGCGAUUUACCGAGCCAAUGAUUCCAAUGAUGACUCUGUUUUAUUUACCAGUCAAUGUAAAUGGAACAGUUUGACUCUUAUGGUACGUGACCCUAGUGUGAUGAAGUUCAUUAAAUACGUUAGUAUCAAUGCCAAGGGAUCUCGCUGGGAUAUUAGUUGUCAAUGGAAUGUUGAAUCCGCUGAAAAAGAUAAAGAAGAGGAAGAAGACAUUCAAGCAAAAUAA
Lizanozyma spartinae is the source of this 1851-nucleotide messenger RNA. It is a transcript of the gene OFD1, whose product is annotated as oxidative DNA demethylase. Gene Ontology annotation, molecular function: L-ascorbic acid binding; peptidyl-proline dioxygenase activity; iron ion binding. Gene Ontology annotation, biological process: regulation of translational termination; peptidyl-proline hydroxylation. The record is from RefSeq and is a predicted model, not a curated record. The transcript has a single exon. Bases 1 to 1851 code for a protein of 616 amino acids. Gene Ontology annotation, cellular component: cytoplasm. Lineage: Eukaryota; Fungi; Ascomycota; Pichiomycetes; Serinales; Debaryomycetaceae.